Molecule: messenger RNA, 1260 nt
Organism: Dicentrarchus labrax (European seabass)
Lineage: Eukaryota; Metazoa; Chordata; Actinopteri; Moronidae
Gene: cldn5b
Product: claudin 5b
Exons: 1
Coding region: 167-814 (215 amino acids)
Biological process (GO): cell adhesion; bicellular tight junction assembly
Cellular component (GO): plasma membrane; bicellular tight junction
Molecular function (GO): structural molecule activity
Source: RefSeq, a predicted model, not a curated record
CCUCCUCGGAGCGCACGCACUCAGUGAGCAGAGUGGAUGCUGAGCGCGCGCACUGACCGCUGAUUGGACGCACAGACUCCCUGACUGCACCCCCCCACUCUCUCUCUCACACACACACACACACACACACACACACGGACUACCGGAGCCCCCCAACCACGGAGCCAUGCUCGCCGCCUGUCUGGAGUUCCUCGGUUUGGCGCUGUGCGUCACGGGCUCGCUGCUGGUGAUGGUCGCGUGCGGGCUGCCCACGUGGAAGGUGACCGCGUUCAUCGACUCCAACAUCGUGGUGGCGCAGACCAUCUGGGACGGCCUGUGGAUGUCCUGCGUGGUGCAGAGCACGGGCCAGAUGCAGUGCAAGGUCCACGACUCGGUUCUGGCUCUGUCGGGGGACCUGCAGACUGCGCGCGCACUCACGGUGAUCUCCGCCGUGCUCGGGGUGGUCGCGCUCACGGUGACGGUGGCCGGGGCGCAGUGCACCAACUGCAUCAAGGAUGAGGCGGUGAAGGCGAGGGUGGUGAACGCCGGGGGGGUGAUCUACAUCGUCAGCGGGCUCUUCGUGCUGGUCCCGCUCUGCUGGAUGGCCAACAACAUCAUAGUGGACUUCCACGACCCGCAGGUUCCGUCGGCCAAGAAGCGGGAGAUCGGGGCGGCGAUCUACAUCGGCUGGGCCGCCACCGCGCUGCUGCUGCUCGGGGGGACCCUGCUGUGCUGCUCCUUGUCACAGGGGGCCCGAGGAAACUACCCCAUCAAAUACGUCCCCACCAAGAGCAUCACAGCCAACGGGGAGUUCGACAAGAAGCUUUAUGUGUAAACUGAGACUCUGAUGAGGGACUGAGGUCCGGAUGAUCCGGGUGGGGAGGAUGCUGCUGGAGCUCCGACUCACUGUGGGUUCACUGUGGGCUCACUGUGGGUUUAAUGUGGACUCACUUUGGGCUCACUUUGGGCUCAAUGUGGGUUCAAUGUGGGCUCAAUGUGGGUUUAAUGUGGACUCACUUUGGGCUCAAUGUGGACUCACUUUGGGCUCACUUUGGGCUCACUGUGGGUUUAAUGUGGACUCACUGUGGACUCACUUUGGGUUUAAUGUGGACUCACUUUGGGUUCAAUGUGGGUUUAAUGUGGACUCACUUUGGACUCACUGGGUUCAAUGUUGGCUCACUGUGGGUUUAAUGUGGGCUCACUGUGGGUUCACUGUGGGUUUAAUGUGGACUCACUGUGGACUCACUUUGGGCUCAAUGUGGACUCACUGUGGGUUCAAUG